GCCUUCUGACGGAAAACCUUAGCCUGAACCUACGGACGUGCUUAGCGACGGCAGAGGCUUGCGGCAGUAGCGUGACUUACGGCAGCCCUCUAGUAGAGCGCCGUUGCGAGGGGAAUGCAGAAGCGGCCGCGGGCUAGCAACCUCCCGGAGCCGGCGGCGCACCACCAUGACCCAGUCGGUGGUCGUACAGGUCGGCCAGUGCGGAAACCAGAUCGGCUGCUGCUUCUGGGACCUGGCACUACGGGAGCACGCCGCGGUCAACCAGAAAGGAAUUUAUGAUGAGGCAAUAAGCAGCUUCUUUAGAAAUGUGGACACCAGAGUGGUUGGUGAUGGUGGAAGUAUUUCCAAGGGAAAAAUAUGUUCUUUAAAAGCAAGAGCUGUCUUGAUUGAUAUGGAAGAAGGGGUAGUGAAUGAAAUUCUGCAGGGACCACUGAGAGAUGUAUUUGAUACGAAACAGCUCAUCACUGAUAUUUCUGGCUCAGGAAAUAAUUGGGCUGUGGGUCACAAAGUUUUCGGCAGUCUUUACCAAGACCAGAUUUUAGAGAAACUCAGAAAGUCGGCAGAGCACUGUGAUUGCUUGCAGUGUUUCUUUAUAAUACAUUCCAUGGGAGGAGGAACAGGAUCUGGACUUGGCACAUUUCUUUUAAAGGUGCUUGAAGACGAAUUCCCAGAAGUAUACAGAUUUGUGACUUCCAUUUAUCCUUCUGGUGAGGAUGAUGUCAUAACCUCACCUUAUAAUAGCAUCUUGGCAAUGAAGGAACUUAAUGAGCAUGCAGACUGUGUGUUGCCCAUUGACAAUCAAUCUUUAUUUGACAUCAUUAGCAAAAUCGACCUCAUGGUGAAUUCUGGAAAGUUGGGUACAACUGUGAAGCCAAACAGUCUGGUUACUUCAAGUUCUGGGACUUUAAAAAAGCGGCAUAAGAAGCCAUUUGAUGCAAUGAAUAACAUUGUGGCAAAUCUGCUGCUCAACCUAACAAGCUCUGCAAGAUUUGAAGGGUCCCUUAAUAUGGACCUUAAUGAAAUCAGCAUGAAUUUAGUUCCUUUUCCUCAACUUCAUUAUCUCGUGUCAAGCCUAACACCUCUGUAUACACUGACAGAUGUUAACAUUCCUCCUAGAAGAUUGGAUCAGAUGUUUUCAGAUGCCUUUAGUAAAGAUCACCAGCUGCUUCAGGCGGACCCCAAACACAGUCUUUACCUCGCCUGUGCGCUCAUGGUUAGAGGAAAUGUACAAAUUUCAGAUCUUCGUAGAAAUAUUGAAAGAUUAAAACCAUCUCUACAAUUUGUCUCCUGGAAUCAAGAAGGCUGGAAGACCAGCCUGUGUUCCGUACCUCCUGUGGGCCAUUCUCAUUCGUUAUUAGCUUUAGCAAAUAACACCUGUGUGAAGCCCACCUUCAUGGAACUGAAAGAGAGAUUCAUGAGGCUCUACAAGAAAAAGGCUCACCUUCAUCACUAUCUACAAGUUGAAGGGGUAGAAAAAAGCUGUUUCACAGAAGCUGUGUCAUCUUUAUCAGCACUCAUACAGGAAUAUGACCAACUGGACACAACAAAAAACAUGCCUGUGCGAGAUUUACCCAGACUAAGCAUAGCUAUGUGAAAAAGAAACCCUCAAAAAACUUUCUUAAUUUCACGUUGUUUUUUCUGACCUUUCUGUUUCAACAUUUUUCUAAUUUGGAAACUCCAGUUUUUUUCAUGUUAUCAGGAAAUAUUUUUGUCUAAAAGAGUGAUUUCUGUUUAAUCACAAUUUGUUGGUAAUACCAAUGUGUGAAAUUAGUGAAAUCUUAGUACCUUAACUUCAAACAUUUCUCUUCAGAAAAGUUCCCUUUUCUAAAAUUGAGAGAACAGAGUUCUUGAAUAUUUUGCUGUAUUUAUAGCCUCAUAUUUAGGCAUUUAUGCACUGAUGUGUCUUCAAUAAAAAUCUUGUACAGAUAUAUUUUUAUAAUUAUUUAUAAUUUAUAUUUUGAUACUCUAAGUUAAGUUAUCCUGAUUCUUUAAAAGUAGUUACUGGGAGUAGAAGAACACAAUAUAAAUAUUUCCAUGUAAUAUCCACUAACUUUUCAGGCAUAGGUUUUAUUACAACUGUUAAGGAGGUUUUGCUUCUUCUUUAGAUAACAACUUGUUUGCUUAAAAGAAUCCUAAUUUGUACACUUUACAUGUAUUUGCAUUAAACUUUUUAAAUAAUUACUUUCUUAUCAAACCAAUUGAUUUUAUAAUAAAUGUCUAUGUUUUUCAACAGUG
Pongo pygmaeus (Bornean orangutan) is the source of this 2235-nucleotide messenger RNA. RefSeq names its product tubulin epsilon 1 (gene TUBE1). The transcript has 12 exons. Gene Ontology annotation, molecular function: GTP binding. Gene Ontology annotation, cellular component: microtubule. NCBI's taxonomy places the organism in Eukaryota, Metazoa, Chordata, Mammalia, Primates, Hominidae. Gene Ontology annotation, biological process: microtubule-based process. The coding region runs from base 167 to 1594 and encodes 475 amino acids. The record is from RefSeq and is a predicted model, not a curated record.